GUAUUGAAAACGUGUUCACAAUAUUGAGUGCAUUAUUCACUCAAUUCAUUGAAUUAUCUGUGAAUCGGAUCCAAACCACGGAUUACAAGAUGACACAAAUGCUUCACCACUUCAUCGCACCGGAGAUUCAGGAGAACCCGAACGGAUGGGGACCUAAUUCAGUGCCGGAACAGUUCAAAGACAUGCCAUACCAGCCCUUCUCCAAGAGUGACCGCAUCGGCAAAGUGGCCGACUGGACCGGACAGACCUACGCCGACAAACGGCUGGCCAACAAAUAUCAGUCUCAGUUCGGAGGCGGCGGUCAGUACUCAUACAAUCAGGAGGACGACGAGUCGUCGUACCAAUUGGUGGAUACGACUCGUGUGGUCAAUAGGAUGCAAAGGGGACGCCUCCGCAUCGGACAGCGCAAUAUGAGAGGUCGUGGUGGCAAACAGGGCGGCCAACAGAUGCACGUACUGUCCCGUGGGGUAAGGGGUCGGGACAAAGGGAACGUCGGUAUGAGGGGCGGGAAGUGGCAGAAGAAUGUGCGCCAGAAGUACGACCAGAAGGGACAGCAGCAGCAGAAGAAGAGGGACGCCUCUGUGGACGUGAGGCCC
This is a messenger RNA of Oppiella nova, 596 nucleotides long. The record is from the annotation of a GenBank genome assembly. Lineage: Eukaryota; Metazoa; Arthropoda; Arachnida; Sarcoptiformes; Oppiidae.